AUGGCACCUCCCCGAGCAUCGAUUGGAAGGUGGAACCCGAACGCUUGGACUACAUCUACCUGCUCCCCAUCUUCUUCGAUGGACUUUGCGAGAAGGAAAGUCCGUACAGUUUCUUGGCCUACAGGGGCAUUCAGGACAACCCUUGUGGCAUCGUGGCAUUGCAAUGACUUGUUGGGAGCCACCUGGAUCCACCUUAGGUAG
Cladocopium goreaui is the source of this 201-nucleotide messenger RNA. NCBI's taxonomy places the organism in Eukaryota, Dinophyceae, Suessiales, Symbiodiniaceae. The record is from the annotation of a GenBank genome assembly.